AUGAGUAGCUGGACGGAGCACCGGAAUCCUGAAGGCCGCACGUACUGGUUUAACGCCGUUACUAAAGAGAGUGUAUGGGAGAAGCCCGACGAACUCAAGAGCCCCUUCGAGCGCGCUCUGAAUCAAACAAAAUGGAAAGAAUACUUUUCUAGCGGUCGUAAAUACUACUACAACACUGAAACGAAAGAGUCAAAAUGGGACAUGCCGGACGAGCUGUUGCUUCUCUUGGAAAAGGUUGAAAAGGAGCCGAAGCAGCAGCAGCAAUUGGUUCCUGCGUCAGGAGCGGGUGCUCCCGUACAAGGUGCUCUAGUGCACAAUGGAGGCUCUGAUCUUUCCUUGACGGCAAAUAACGUGCAGCCUCCUCUCAACGGUACCAACGGCGCUGUUGGACUUCACACCGGUCAACUACCCUUCCAGGCUCCAAGUGCCUUGCCUGCGCGGCCUAACCUCCCAGAAGACCCUGUUAUCCCCCAUAAUGGUUUCGCGACCUACGAGGAAGGAGAGAAGGCCUUUAUGCACCUUCUGAGGAAGGCUGGGGUCGAUGCUAACUGGACCUGGGAUCAGACUAUGAGAACCAUCAUCACUGACCCUCUGUACAAGGCCUUGAACACCCUCGCAGAGAAGAAAGCUGCUUGGCAGAAGUACACGGAUGCUCUCAGGGCCAAGGAGCAGGAGGAACGAGAAGCCCGUCUAUCCAAGCUACGCCCUGCCAUCCGAAACAUGCUCAAAGGCAAUCCGCUUGUGUUUCAUUAUACGACCUUCGCUACCGCAGAUAGACUCUUUGCUCAGCAUCCCAUCUGGCAGCAAGCGAAAAUUGAAGCAGAGCGGAAGCUGAUUUUCGAGGAAUAUGUCGCCGAAUUAAAACAGCGGGAAGUGCAAGAGACAAGAGCUGCUAGAGCGCGUAGCAUCUCCAAAGUCGUGAGCCUGUUCAAGCAGCUAGAUGUCGACGUCCUGACCCGCUGGCGCACUGCGCAUGCAAUGGUGCUCGAAUCAGACGAGUGGAAGAAUGAUCCUGAGUUGCAGAAACUGCCGACUCUCGAUAUCCUACUCGCGUUUGAGGACUACAGUCGUGUCAGAGAGCGAGAAUUCGAGGAACAAAUGCGGAGAAAUCAGGUCGAGAAGACUAGGAGAGAACGCAAGGCGAGGGAGGGAUUCAAGGCCUUGCUCAAGGAACUCGCGGACUCGGGGAAAAUCAAGGCCAGGACGAAAUGGAAGUCGAUCUAUCCGCUGUUCUCCAGUGACGAGAGAUAUCUGAACAUGCUUGGCAAACCCGGCUCCAAUCCUCUGGAACUCUUUUGGGACGUGGUGGACGCCUUGGACCAGAAACUGGAUGCGAAGGUGCUCAUUGCCGAGGGCGCCAUCACCAGACACAACGCGAAGGUGUCCUCGAGCACCGAGAACCCGAACGCCGAAACAGAUGACAAGAGCAAAUCGUUUGUCGUAACUCCCAAUGCAACUCUUGAGGAAUUUGUAGCCGUCGUUAAGGGUGAGGAGGAUGACGACGUCCGCAGCCUGAGUAAUGAGGAUCUCGAAGAGAUCUUCAAAACUUUACGUGACCAAGCUGUUAAGAAGCAAGAAGACGAGAGACGCCGUGCUGAAAGGAAACAACGGCACCUGCAAGAUGAUCUCCGCUACGCUCUUCGGAAGCUCCCUGAACCAAUUGAUCUCAAUAUGUCUUAUGAGGAGGCUGUACCUCUCAUGGAGAACCUUCCCGAAUAUAAAGCUCUGGAGGAUGAAGGUAGGAGGGCUGCGUUCGCCAAAUUCAUCAAGAGGCAGAAGGAACGUCUGCGUGACAAGGAGGCGUCGGAAGAUGGUGGAUCGACUACCAGUCGGAAGCGCAAAGAACCCUCCAGCAGGGACCACCGUGAGGAACGUGACAAGGACGAGGAGCGUGAUAGGAAGAGAGAAAGGGAGCGAGAACCGCACCGCGAGCGAGAGAAGGAACACGAGCCUCGCGGUUCGAGGCACCACCACAGAGGCUACGAUGAUUAUGAACAUGGCUCCCACCGUUCAUCUCGAGACUACCGCGAUCGCGACCGGGAGAGGGAGAGGGACUAUGGGAAGGAUAAGGAUAAAGACAGAGAGUAUUACCGGUCUUCAAAACACUACCGGGAACAGGAGUUGGACAGGGAAAGGGAUGGCAAACGGAAAGACAGGCGAGGGUCUUACAGUGGGGGAAGAGAGUGGGAGGAAGCGCCUGGUCAUGCCACGGCCUACGAAGGGGGUGCGCCUCGGCCAUACCGGGAACGCAGUACUUCGGUGUACCGCGAGGAACCGAAGGACAAGCGAGAGCGAAGUGUGUACGAUGACAAGGACAUUGGGGAGAGAGCAGAGAAGAGAGCAAGGCACGAGCCAGAGAUUGCACCAAACGGCAUAGAGCAGGCGCCGCCUCCUGCACCGCAAAGGGAAGAGACACCAGAGGAGGGUGAAAUUUAA
This is a messenger RNA of Gloeophyllum trabeum ATCC 11539, 2436 nucleotides long. RefSeq lists its product as uncharacterized. The record is from RefSeq and is a predicted model, not a curated record. Gene Ontology annotation, biological process: mRNA cis splicing, via spliceosome. NCBI's taxonomy places the organism in Eukaryota, Fungi, Basidiomycota, Agaricomycetes, Gloeophyllales, Gloeophyllaceae. Gene Ontology annotation, molecular function: RNA binding; protein binding. The transcript is spliced from 13 exons. Bases 1 to 2436 code for a protein of 811 amino acids. Gene Ontology annotation, cellular component: U2-type prespliceosome; U1 snRNP.